Arabidopsis lyrata subsp. lyrata is the source of this 729-nucleotide messenger RNA. Its product is annotated as 40S ribosomal protein S26-3. The record is from RefSeq and is a predicted model, not a curated record. The coding region runs from base 136 to 528 and encodes 130 amino acids. Gene Ontology annotation, molecular function: structural constituent of ribosome; mRNA binding. Lineage: Eukaryota; Viridiplantae; Streptophyta; Magnoliopsida; Brassicales; Brassicaceae. Gene Ontology annotation, biological process: translation. Gene Ontology annotation, cellular component: cytosolic small ribosomal subunit; ribosome. The transcript is spliced from 5 exons.
AAAACCCUAAACGACAAUGGUCUGCAUAUAUUAGAGAUUAUUUUGCAAAUUUUAGGGUUACUGAACACUUCUUCUUCCCUGUCGCCGCAUCAAAGAGAACUGAAGCAAUAAGCUUUUGAAUCUCUCUGCAUCAACAUGACUUUCAAGCGUAGGAAUGGUGGCAGGAACAAGCAUAACCGUGGUCAUGUGAACCCAAUCAGGUGUUCCAACUGUGGAAAGUGUUGCCCCAAGGAUAAGGCGAUUAAGAGAUUCAUCGUCAGGAACAUUGUUGAGCAGGCUGCUAUUAGAGAUGUGCAAGAAGCUAGCGUCUACGAAGCUUACACUCUCCCAAAGCUUUACGCUAAGAUGCAAUACUGCGUCUCUUGUGCUAUCCACUCUCACGUUGUUAGAGUCCGAUCCCGCACUAACCGUAGGGUUCGUACCCCACCACCUCGUUUCGCCAGACGCAAGGAGGACACUCCCAAGCCUGGACAGCCUGGUCAGGCUCCUCGCCCUGCUGGUGGUGCUCCUGCUGCUCCUCGUGCCUAAAGACUUCAAGAAGCUGGCAAUCCAAAACUUUUUAUAUUCUAGUUUCAGUCUCUCUGUUGUCUGAAAUUUUUGAAGAUGUUUUCUACAUUUUGCUAAAGAUGAUUUCGCCAUAUGGAGCGUUAAAUGUUUCAGACCAUUUUACCAGUUGAUUUUUCUCACUUUUUGAUCUUUGCAACAUAAAACCCUUUGUUUGAAGAGAAA